AUGACACUAUGUGAAUGUAUCAAAGUACAUAGAAGUGAUCUAUUCAUCAAACACUUUGAUAGUGUAUAUCAAUCAAUGUUGUCGUCAUCUCAUGAAAAGGAAUUUAGUUUAAAUAGUCAACAAUUCCAACAGAUAUUGAAAGCUAUAUUUCAAUACGAUGGACAUAUUGAAUUAGAAUAUAUGAUGAAAAGGUUUGAAAGAAUUGAAAAGACCGUCCUUCUCAAUCAUAGAUUUCUCGGAGCUACAUUUAUGAACUAUAUAUCUAUUGGUGUGUGUAGACUUUUAAUUCAACAAAACUAUCAUUUAGAUGAAAAUGAUGAUAAUGAUCACUAUGCCUUUGUUGGUAUUCUUACAAAACAAGUAGUAAUGAAUGGUGAUUUGGAGUUGUUUGAUAGAAUUUGUCAUGAUUAUUUAGAUCAUACCAACAACAAAAACAAUAUAAAUUUUGAGCGAACAAUGGAUGAUGACUGGCACUCAUGGGGAUCAUGCAAAGAUUUAUUCAAUAAUAAUCAAUCAAAGUAUGAUAUACUAUUCUAUAUGGUCAAGAAAUUAAUAGGAUAUAGUUUAGUAGAUUUAAGAUCAGAAUUAUUUAUUAUUGCAAUGGAAUGUGAUAAGAAUAAUCAAGAGAUUAUAAAAUGGAUCAGAUAUAGUUAUGAUUCAAAAGAUGAUUUUAUUAAACUAUGUCAACAACACAAAAGAGUUAUUAGUUCAAUUGAAAUGUAUGCAACAACCCAUACACUUGAAUUAAUAGAAUUCAAACUACAAUCACCACCAGUCAUGUCAACUGUAGCAGCUAAAUUUGGAAACUUGGACUUUCUAUCGCACAUGUAUGACAUGAAAGAGUACAAGUAUCUAUUUGAUAGAGCUCAACUGGCGGCGUCAUUAUCUGACGGACAUUUAGAAUGUGCUAAUUUUUUAAUGAAAAUUAAAGCUAAAGAAGUUAAAGAAAGUGAACAUUCUUAUACCCAUAUAUUUUGGACUAUUCAUCCAUCAAUCAUGUCUUUGGAUCUUGUUAAAAGAUUGGUUGAUAGUCAAUGUCAAAUGAUGGAUUUUACUGGAUUGAUUGAAUCAGCUAUUAAAUCAAAUCAACCUGAAACUUUGGAGUUUAUCUUGUCAUUGCUAAAAGAGGUCUCUAGUCAAGAGUUGAAGGAACUUGGUACAAGAUUUGUAUUGGUGUCUCUGAAAGUAGAUAAUCAAACAAUCACUGAAAUGCUGUUGGACAAGUUCUUCUCUUCCGAGGAUCAACAACCUCAAACAUUUAAAAUUCAAUUCAAUGACAACAAAAUAUGUUAUGCACCACUUUUAUCACUUUUCAACAAAGGUCAUUCUAUUGAAAUUAAACAACCCAAACAAACAGCAUUGAUACUCUGUUUUUUAUUUUUACCAAAAGUUGUUCAAUUAUUAAUCGAUCGUCUAUCGCUUGAAAGAGUACCACCAUGGGUGAUACUUGCAUCUGUCAAUCAUCCAGAUUUUAAUGACCAAAGUGACUACAAGUUGUUGAAACAUACAAUUUCAAUCAUCCACCCACACACUCAAGAAGAUUUGAUUAUGUACCAACAAAUAAUGAACCUGACAUGCAGAAUUGGGUUGAUUAAAGUGGUCGAGUGUCUUGGAGACUGGGUUUGGCAAUUUGGUGUGUCACUCUUUAGAACUGCAUUGGAGUACAAACAUAUUCAAUUGGCAUAUUAUAUUGGGCAAUCAAUCGCUACUCAUUGCGAUGAUAUGACAUUAAUGGAUCUAUUGCCUUCUUUGCACUUUAUCCAUGGUGAACAAGACUUUGAAAUGUUUUGGAAUCUCUUAAAACCGAUAACAAGUAACGCUUCACAUGUCUCUAUCGCCACAUAUAAUUAUAAAGCGUAUAAAAACUCACAAAGACACCGAAUCACCAACACAAUCGAUAGAAUCAUCAAACACUAUACUCGAUAUUAUAAUGGUCCAGAGAAAGAUGAAUUUGAAAUGAUACCAAUUAAAAUUUACAGCAAUUUGAGGUUACCAUUAGAUCCAUUUAAUAUCAAUCAUCUAUACACCAAUUACAGAGAUUGUCCAGUCAUUGACUUCUCUGAUUUCAAUAUAGAUCAAUAUUACAUUCAAAAUAUUGAACUAGGUAUCAUCCCAUUCAACAAUUAA
Molecule: messenger RNA, 2127 nt
Organism: Cavenderia fasciculata
Lineage: Eukaryota; Evosea; Eumycetozoa; Acytosteliales; Cavenderiaceae
Exons: 2
Coding region: 1-2127 (708 amino acids)
Source: RefSeq, a predicted model, not a curated record